AUGGCAGAACUGCGGAAAAAGACCCGAUUGGAAGAGAAUGCUCCCAAGGAGAUUUUCUACUUUGGCUAUGGCCCUAUUGUGAACGACAUGGUGCGCAAACGGCGUGGUAUCGAAGUGACCGAGCUGAAACCGGCGUACGUCCCAGACUACCGGUUGACGUUUUCCUUUGGAGGAACCGCCAACAUUGUCCGAAAGACGGGCUUUGAAGUCCACGGAUUGCUCAUGAAACUCAAGAGUCCCAAAGAUUGGGACAAACUGCGAGGAUUCGAGGCGGGCAAUGCGCCGCGCAUUCGAACGGUGGUGCCCUACGGCGGUGACAGCACGGCAGAAACGGACAGCAAUUCCGAAGACUGUCAUCACAAUGCCGACGACGAUUUCUUUGCGGCGCCCAUUGCUGCUGGCGCUAUGCAAGCUUAUCUCAUUGAAAUGCCAGGCGACGUCGAGGACACACUUUUGGAUGCCCCCAUUGAGCGACUACCACAAGAACGCUAUCUCAAACUAGUGGCCAAUGGCAUGCGAAAAUACGGCGUCGACGAAGACUACAUUACCGAUCAUAUUGAGGCAUGUCCCUUUAUCCCCAAUCGAAAACGAGAAGAUUACUUUACCUUUCCCGUCGCUAAAAAGGUACCCGUCAUUACGCACGCCAAAUACGAGGAAAUUUGUGCGCGGGCGUCGGUAGAAGGAGACCUCUAUUUUACACUGGGCAAGCGAGUCUUUCGAAUGGGAGAACAUGAUCCGGCCAAUCCAUUAGCCAAGUGGUUUGAAACACACGGUCACGGCCAAACGGACUGUACCUACAUGGUCCAUUUGACGGUGGUCGAUCCCAACAUUCCACUCCUCGACGAACCCAAAGACGUGACACCCCUGCACGUGGAAUGGGCCGAAAACCAUUGCGUAGAGGUUGUAGAGCAGUAUGGCAUGUCUGCCACGCGAGUCUACGAAAUUGGUGAACCGGGAACUCAACCACCCAAAGACGAAGAAGGAAACAUCAAGGCAGAGGAAUUGUCGCAAGAUUUGUCCGAGGCCAGCGAAGUGCCAAGAAAAUCUUGUUUGAGUUGGCUGUGUCCCAUGUUGGGAAAGGAUCAUCACUUGGCAGAGCAAUAA
This is a messenger RNA of Seminavis robusta, 1104 nucleotides long. The record is from the annotation of a GenBank genome assembly. Lineage: Eukaryota; Bacillariophyta; Bacillariophyceae; Naviculales; Naviculaceae.